This is a messenger RNA of Colletotrichum truncatum, 831 nucleotides long. RefSeq lists its product as uncharacterized. Lineage: Eukaryota; Fungi; Ascomycota; Sordariomycetes; Glomerellales; Glomerellaceae. Gene Ontology annotation, biological process: regulation of DNA-templated transcription. The record is from RefSeq and is a predicted model, not a curated record. Gene Ontology annotation, molecular function: DNA-binding transcription factor activity.
AUGUCAAUGUUUACCAUGUCUCAACAUCAGUAUGCCUAUGCGGCUGCUGCUCCUGCUCCUAGAGCUUACUCGGGCCACGGCACGAGCAGUGCAUUUAGCAGCUCGGCAAACCCAGACGAAGAUUGGACCAAGAUUUCUGACCUUGCUGAACGCCGGAGGAUCCAAAACCGCAUUGCACAACGCAACUACCGCAAGAAGCUUAAGAGACGCCUGGAGGAUCUCGAGAGACGCGCAGGGCAGGAGGGCUCGACUGGCACAAGCGAAAAGCAGACGCAAUCAAAGAGCUCCAAGCGCCAGUCGCAAUCCUCAGCUAAGACACAAAAAAGCCCCGCGCCAACCAAGACCAUGAAUCAGGGCCAGUUCACCCCUCCAAUGCACACAGACGAUGAGCUUCUCUUUGCGCAAUCCUAUGACGACGGCCGUGAAAGAUCCAACACUCCCCCGCUCUUCGCCUAUUCAACUUAUCCUCCUCCCGAAGAGAUGCUCUUGGCCCCUUCCUACACCACCCAGCCAUACCCAAUGACAACCGCCGAGGCCUACCCUGGCUACCUGGCAGCAACAGUGCCGGUGACUCUGCCACCUAUGAACCACUUCAACGAUGCUAUCAAGCGUGAAUCAUACCCUAGUGACGACGGUCUUUCGCCUUAUAUGAACUAUGGCUAUAUCCAUGGUAUCGACAUCAAUGCCACCAGCUCUUACGACCCCUCGAACCCUCAUACUCCUCCGCUCUCACACUCUUUCGACCACUCUGCCAAUUGUUCCGACGCUGGCUACGAGUAUCCAACAACACCUUUGUCCAUGCCCGGAUCACCUGGUUUGAUCCAGCAAUAA